AUGAAUAUUUAUAAUAUAUAUUUUUGGGUAACUAUUCUAUAUAGUAGUACACAAUAUUUUGUGUCAUCUAAAGAAACCUGGGAAAAAAUCAAAGCCAGUGGAUACCCUCUUAAAAUGUAUGAAUACCAAACUGAAGACCAUUUUAUGUUAGGUAUGGAACGAAUACCAUAUAGUAAAUAUGGUAACAAAACAAUCGGUAAACCAGUGAUCUUGUUAUCUGGUAUGUUCGCCACAUCGAUUGUCUAUGUUUCACAUAACAAAUCACUCGGUUACCUGCUAUCAGACGCAGGAUUUGACGUUUGGCUUUUUAAUUAUCGGGUUACCGGUAUGUCCAAAAAAAUUAAGGAUCCUAGAACCGGAAUCGUGCCUAAAUUAAGUAGCUUAAAUUGGGAUUACAGCUUUCAUGAAUUAGCUAUUUACGAUUUACCAGCCGCCAUUGACCUAGUAAUAUCUGUGACUGGGUAUUCUAAAGUUGACGUUGGUGGUGUUUCUCUUGGAGGAACUAUACCACUAAUUACAUUAUCCGAGAAACCAGAGUACAAUAAAAAAGUUCGAAAUAUGAUCCUGAUGGCGCCAGCAAGUAGAAUGGGAUCUUCAUACAAGGGUGCACCGUACUACUUCGUUAGAACAGCUAUUCGACAAUUCUUAAAAACUGAUUUUAAAUUUCGUUAUAUAUCACUUAACAAUGAUCCGGAUAAUAUCGCAGUUGGACAAUUGUGUAGAAUUAAAAUGUUUGGAUUCAUUUGCAUUCAAUCAAUGAACAUUAUACAGGGAAUGUAUAAUCCUCUUCACGUAGAACCAGUCAUAGACGUAUUUACAACUUAUCCGCAACCCACAUCAUUAAAAACGGUUAAACACUAUUUUCAAUUAUUGCUAUCAGGUCGUUUUACUAAUUAUGAUUAUGGACCAAUUGGAAACAUGCGGCAUUACCAUUCUAAACAAGUUCCAGAGUAUGAUAUUAAAAAAAUUACAGCUCCAGCUAUAAUCUUGUACUCGAAACGGGACAACCUUGUACCUCCUCAGGACAUCAAAUGGUUACUAAACAAUUUACCAAAUAUCAAGAGCACACUUUACAUCGAUAAAAUACCUUUUAGUCAUCAAUCUUUUGCGAUGGAUAAAAGAGCACAUUUAGUUAUUGGUCCAUAUAUAGUGAAGCAAUUAUCAUCAUAA
Molecule: messenger RNA, 1170 nt
Organism: Rhopalosiphum maidis (corn leaf aphid)
Lineage: Eukaryota; Metazoa; Arthropoda; Insecta; Hemiptera; Aphididae
Product: gastric triacylglycerol lipase-like
Exons: 8
Coding region: 1-1170 (389 amino acids)
Molecular function (GO): hydrolase activity, acting on ester bonds
Source: RefSeq, a predicted model, not a curated record